Molecule: messenger RNA, 672 nt
Organism: Enterobius vermicularis (human pinworm)
Lineage: Eukaryota; Metazoa; Nematoda; Chromadorea; Rhabditida; Oxyuridae
Source: the annotation of a GenBank genome assembly
AUGGAUAACAGUGGCUACAAAGGGAUAGUCAGCAACUUUUCAGUUUAUCGACUUUCUAGGGCGUUUAAGGAGGAAAGACCCACAAUUAGGAAAGAAAUGUUACGGACAUUGAUGCGACUAAAUGCCAUGCCAGAAGAAAAUAUGGAAGUAGACGUCUCACAGGCGGUAGUGCCAUACGAAAAGUUGAUAAAGAAUCAGCGAGUCAAGAUUCAAGGACAGCAAAUGAAGGUUAAAGGUGAGCAGAAAAAGAUUCUGAACUCAUUGGAGAAUCCUGGCCAAAAGAUUCUGGCAGUACAGGCUCCAGCAGGUACGGGUAAGACCAAUACUAUUUCUUUAUACAUUUCUAAAUUAUUAGAACGCAAUUUAGGUAUAACCCUUGUUACAGCGCCUACUAAUUUAGCAGUACAGGAAAUAGCGGAGAAGGUUCUCAGUCAAAAAAGGCUAAGGAAUGGAGAUAUCAUCUUUUUACAGUCAGCAGCUGAUGAAGAGAUGAUGGAUCAGAAGCAAAAACCGAAGGCGUGGGUAUCUUGUAGGAUUCCAGAAAUCCUACAGGGUCACAUGUGCGAUGAGAUGCCAGAGGCAAACACUCCAUUCGUAAGAAGAUACUUAUCAAAGCGACUAGCCCAUGAUAAAAUACUUACAAGGAAGGUGAAGCCAUCAAGACCGCAGUAG